AUGACUACACGCACGCUUGAGUCGCGCUUGGAGCGCAUCUCCAUUCAGGACGAAAACGACGUCGGUGAAGCCACCAAGAUCUACUCAAAGACCAAGUUGACAACGACAUCAACCACCACCAGGGCAAACCAUUUCAAGGUAGCUCUUCAGUCUCAAAGCAACAACGUCAACGCAGUUGCUUCCGUCACCCUCCCUUCACAAGCGGCCCAGAGAAAACCGCCUCCACCCAUCAAUCCUGCUUCACCGCCCCCAGCAAGAAGGCCUCUGCCCGCUCCCACAGCCCGAGUCAAAGAGGAGAAAGAAAAGGAAAGGGAGAGGUCAGCUCUGACGGAGCAGCCAAGCGUACCCAAACAGUUCCAUCUGGGCAUGUUUGAGAUCGGACGGCCUCUGGGCAAGGGCAAAUUUGGCCGCGUUUACCUUGCCAGGGAGCGGACAAGCGGCUUCAUCUGUGCUUUGAAGGUGCUUCACAAGAGCGAGCUUCAGGCCGGAGGAGGCGUGGAGAAGCAGGUUCGGCGCGAAAUCGAGAUCCAGAGCAACCUACGGCAUCCAAACAUUCUGCAGCUUUACGGCCAUUUCCACGAUAGCAAGAGAGUCUUUUUGAUCCUCGAGUAUGCUGGAAAGGGCGAGCUGUAUAAGCACUUGCGAAAGGAGACCAAGUUCCCCGAAUGGAAGGCGGCACAGUAUGUUGCUCAGAUGGCUUCUGCGCUGCAGUAUCUUCAUAGAAAGCAUGUUAUUCACCGUGAUAUCAAGCCUGAGAAUAUUCUCGUUGGUAUUCACGGGGAAAUCAAGAUUUCCGACUUUGGCUGGAGUGUACACGCCCCCAACAACAGGCGGAAAACGCUGUGCGGCACGCUUGAUUAUCUUCCCCCGGAAAUGAUCAAGCCCGGCUCUUCAGACAACUACUACAAUGAAAAGGUUGACCUGUGGAGCUUGGGUGUGUUGACGUACGAGUUCCUCGUUGGCGAGGCUCCUUUCGAAGAUACUCCUGUCAUGACGCAGCGAAGGAUCGCCCGUGCAGACAUGCAAAUCCCCAAGUUCGUCAGCUCAGAGGCUGCUGAUCUCAUCAAGAGACUUUUGGUUCUUGACCCCGAGAAGCGUAUUCCUCUCGAAGAUGUACAGAGCCACCCUUGGAUCAUCAAGCAUUGCGUCAAGGGUGAACGAGCUACCAAUCGCGAGAAGAGCUCCUGA
Molecule: messenger RNA, 1188 nt
Organism: Trichoderma breve
Lineage: Eukaryota; Fungi; Ascomycota; Sordariomycetes; Hypocreales; Hypocreaceae
Product: protein kinase domain-containing protein
Exons: 4
Coding region: 1-1188 (395 amino acids)
Biological process (GO): regulation of cytokinesis; protein phosphorylation; mitotic spindle organization
Cellular component (GO): spindle pole centrosome; spindle microtubule; chromosome passenger complex
Molecular function (GO): ATP binding; protein kinase activity
Source: RefSeq, a predicted model, not a curated record